Messenger RNA from Mizuhopecten yessoensis (Yesso scallop), 7077 nucleotides. RefSeq lists its product as uncharacterized. Bases 311 to 6640 code for a protein of 2109 amino acids. The record is from RefSeq and is a predicted model, not a curated record. NCBI's taxonomy places the organism in Eukaryota, Metazoa, Mollusca, Bivalvia, Pectinida, Pectinidae. The transcript has 18 exons. Gene Ontology annotation, biological process: protein phosphorylation. Gene Ontology annotation, molecular function: protein binding; protein kinase activity; ATP binding.
UCAGUCAGUAAAACUGUGUCAGACAUAAUAUCUCCUAAAUAAACACUAGAAAUAUACUAAGUUCCUGAUUAAUUUUAUAAAGUUUGACAACGAGUACGGGUUAUUUUAGUUGUGUCCCUUGGAUGGGAUUAUGAACAUUCUCUUCAACAGGUGUCGCUUACUCAAUACAUUUUCUGCUCUCGCUGUACGAAAGAGUUCUCGACAACAAUGUACACAACCUGCCAGCACUUGUAUUUUGACAAAAUGGAACAAGAGGAUUACAGGACACCUCCCUUUUAUCAAAGGAAAUGAAAUAGUCUGAAUCUGAGAGAUGUCUGCACCCCGGAGGGUACAACGUGACAAAAGACUUGAUAACCUGAAGAAGGAGAGUGUGAAGUUGAACCAGGAUGUGGAACACAUGCAGGAUGCAUUGCUGCUACAUCAACGUUUCCAGGAGAAUGAAGACUCCACCAUUAAGGGCAUAAUCAGGAAAGAGAUUGGUGGGCCAAUUUGGCAGCAUGGUGGAGCGGGAAAGUUGCGGACAUAUAAGUCUACAAGGGACCUUGAUGAUCCCAAUGGGAUAGGCACUCCGAAGACAAAGGCUAAAGAAUCAGGUCGUUUCAAGGUUACUAAGAAAGCCAAUGACAGGAAUGAAACAAAUGACAUUAAAUACAGUGCCUCAAAUUGUGGUUCCAAACCUUCUAAUACGAACAGUCCAUACAAACCUGCAGGGAAUAGACUUAACGACGAAAAGAACUCCAGUGAAAAUAAUAAUGAUAUGGAUAGAUUUAAGGUCAAAAGUUCAGCAAGGAGGGAUUUGUCUCCAGAGUUUGAGUGUCCUGGGAAUACAAAACAAGAAGAGGAUGCAGAGAGUAGAACAAUCGGAAAUUAUGACUGGCAAAAAAUGGAGAUAUUAAAAACAAAAGUGAUAAAGAAAGCCAGUGCGAAUGUGAUCACGCGGAAGAAAUCAGCAGUAAAAUCCAAAGAUAAAAUUUCUGAGAACAGGAAAGUUCCAUCAGAAAAUGUUUUGUCAAAUACGUUGGGAAGAGGGAAAAAUACUCCAGUGAAAUCUCGACGAGAAAAUAGUAGAGAGAGAAAAAGGGAAAGUGUAAAUGUAGAGACAUUACAAAAACAAAGUCAUAAACAACAGACAAAAACACUUGAAACUCAAGCACCUAGAAAUUCACUGGAACUUGAAUCUGAUGUCAAUCAAAAAGAACCUCAUAGACUGACCAGUCCCAAGUUUCCAAAGCAGACUAACCGAAUUUUCGUAGGUGAUGAUGACUCUGGAAGUAGGUCACCAUUGGGAACAGACAGUCCAACUAUCCCUAAAUAUAACACCGAUUCACAGUCACUUGUUACGAGUGAAAAACAGUCGCCAAAAUGUGAUCCAGAUGUACAUCUAUGGUUACGAAGACUUGGAUUACUAGAAGAGGAAAAAUAUGUCCAGAUUUUUGCCAAAAAUGAAAUUGACAUGGAAGAAUUGGUACUGCUUUCUCCGAAACAUUUGAACAAACUUGGAGUGGUUGCAGUUGGAGCAUUUAACAAAAUUGUACGAGGAAUUGAGGAACUACAGCAAAAACCCAGUUGGACUGAUGACACGGCAAUGUCGGUGAAGUCAAAUAAAACAUGGUCGCAUUGGGAAAUAACUACAGCAGAACACUGUCCCUCGGUGUCCGAGAACGACUGGGACCCUAGUCAGGAAAGUCAUCCACUAUCACCAACACCAUGGCAGAAUAAAUCUAUGCAAGUCCCCAAGGGUGUAGGUGAUGGAAACAAACUGUUAGAAGUAAGAAGUAUGAACGGCCAAGAUUUUACCUCGGAUAAAAUGAGUUCUCAUUCAUCUGAAUCGAACUAUUUUGACAAAAUCAUACUUUUCGAACAUGAAUCUCACAAUGAAAAGUUCAAACCUAUGGAUGAAGGCGGUGGUAAAAAGGAGACGAAAAAGCUUGACAUUAAUGGAAAUAGAAGAACUUUGUGUCGGUCAAACAGUUUUCAUUCUAGAUCUUCAACGUCAAAGCCACCAGUGAAACGAGAACAGGAGAGGACUAGUAAAAAAGAUGCUGAGAAAAAUUCAGAUAAGAAAAGUAGCCAGGGUAAGUUACCAUCUCGACCAAGGUCAAGGUCACUCUCUCGACGUGGAAGUGUGAGUAAAAAUGAUGGGAAAGCUCCAACAUCUUCUGUAACAACAAAACAGAAAACAGCUUAUCAGCAAGAUUUGGCUAAAGUGGUCACUGUUGAUGCAAGCAAACAACAAAAGAAAUCUGCUGCUAUUAAUGCAGCAGCUCGGAGACUUGAAGAAAAACAGAAAAUGGAAAAGGAUUAUGAAGAGAAAGAGCAGAAAUCAAGAGAAAGGCGAAAACAACAAAGGGAUGAAUUAGCCGCCAAGCAUUUAUCUAGAGAAAAAAGCCGGAGAGUAGAGGAAGAGGAAGGGGAUGACAUGGCCCACAUACAGCAAUGGGCUACUGAUGUCACCAACCACACUCUGGCAGAUCUCCUGACGGUCAGCGUGCUGGACACUGGAUGUCAUACAGAUGAACCAGAUGCUACCGGACUUGCCAGUGUUUUGAAGGAGGAAGGAGCCAGGCCGUCCUACAGUAGGCGUACUCCGAAAUUGUCCAGUAGACAGAGUCUGGCUGUGCCUCCAAGCACGAGUGAGAUCACCAAGGAUGACCCAAAUAAGCUCCUGGUGUCAUCCUCGCUGAGAAUUGCUUCCCGGCCGCCAAGACACAGCACCACUAAGCAGGGGUCAUCGACUGCUGUUAGAGACCUGGAACAGCAGAUCCAGUCCCUCCAGGAUCGUGCGAUGUCCGGGGAGCUCAUCACCAUGGAUCUUGUCCGAGAUCUUCAGAACCGAUUGGUCCAGGUCGAGGCUCAAGUGACCGAUCAGGAAAAUUUCGAUCAGCUUUCAAAAUCUCACAGAAAAACCCCAUCUACCUCUGUCACAAAGUCAAAUCUAGAGAAUCAUAUCGUAACAAGAUUGAACUUGAGUGACAUUAUGUCGAAUUCAAAUGUUGAUGAAAAUGUUUCAAAAUUGAGACAAGGGGAGGAAACUAGCUUGUUUGAAGACACUGUGACAGUAGAUCUACACAGCAACGAAAGUGAAGAUGAUAUUGAAGAGGAUUUUAGUUUGAUGAAAGAACAAAUGAAAGUAAGGAAUUCAUACCUGGGAAAUACAAAGUCGUCCACAGUUUCCAUGACAAUGAGUAAAAGAGCACUACUGACAGAGAUCAAGAAGGAAAAAGCACAACACAGAAAACAAAUUAGACAUUUGAAUUCAGAGCUGAACAGGAUACGCCAAACUGAACCUGUACGGAGCAUAGAGGUGGAUCCUAAGGAGGUUCGGUUUGAUGAACAAGAUUUGAUUGGUGAGGGGACAUUCUCUCAAGUAUACAAGGGCAAAUACCAAGGGACAGAGGUGGCAGUUAAACAGUUGAAGAUACCGCUGUCUUCUCAAGACAGAAACUACUUCACUGCAGAGGUGAGCUUGCUGCGUGAUCUUCGCCAUCCCCGGGUCGUGUUACUGAUGGGCGUGUGUAGCUCCAGUAGACUUCCGUUGAUGGUGCUGGAGUAUAUGGCCAGGGGGAGUCUGUAUCACCGUCUCCAUAGCACCACCAGGGAGCCCCUGGACCAUGCCGAGUAUUUCCGCAUCUCUCAUGACAUUGCCCUCGGGAUGGCUUACCUCCAUCAACAAAAGCCAGCAGUUCUUCACCUCGACCUCAAAUCCAUGAAUGUUCUCAUCUGUAGUAACGACCGUGCAAAGAUUGCCGACUUCGGCUUCUCAAAAUUAAGACCUGCACCGCUACAGCUAUUACGAAAAUAUGAUGCUAAUCUGAAGGCAACGAAAACAUCAAAAUCAAAACCAGUGCAAGGCUGCCCUGCUUGGAUGGCCCCUGAACUACUGGAGACAGGGGAGCUAACUCCAAAGGCUGAUGUGUACAGCUUCGGGGUGAUACUCUGGGAAAUGUUGACAAGAAAGCAGCCGUAUGAGGGAUGUUCUGUGUUCCAGGUACUGGAGAGAGUGAGGUUGAACAAGAGACCAGAGAUACCCUCAAGCUGUCCAGCCGAACUCACAAAGUUUAUACAGCAGUGCUGGGCACCUGCUCCAUCCAAACGGCCUCCAUUCAAGGAGAUACUGACGCAGUUGGAAAAUAUGACAUUUCCCAGCGAGUGGCAGGACCUGUUCCGGGAGGCAGGAGUUCCUCCGGAGGCACUGGAGGAUAUUCACUCCGCCCGAACUAUAAUCAGUCUUGUAACCAACUCACUGGACACAGCCAAUGCCAAAAUUCUUAUUGAGGAUAUGAAACUCAAACGGUCCUUUGGUACAUAUGUAGAACCGGAGGAUGGGCCUUAUACAGCCAACCAGGGUUCUUUAUCGCCAAAACAAAGUGAUUACACCACAAAGUCGGGAGAGAAUAGGCCAACAAGUUCACAAAGAAAAUCUCAGGACAUUUUAAAUGAGGUUCUCAAGUCAAGAGAUAUUAGUCCAAGAAAAAUAAAUUCUGCCCGGUCUCCACGAGAUCAUUUAGCACAAAUGAAUAACACGGAAUCAUCACGGAAACCUCUUGUCAUCCCAACAGGGGAAGAAGGUUCCCCAGACACAUCUAGAUCCUUCGGAAGCAGUCGUAGUUCCCCAGACAAAAGAUCCACUGAAAGAAUUCAUAACUCCCCAGAAACACCUAGACCUAUCAGGGGCAGUCUGGACGCUUGGAGCAGCCCCCGAGGCAUGUGGGACGGAAUGGGAAGCGUUAGAAACAGCAUUGCUGCAGAUGCUGAGAAAUUGGUGAGAAACAACAUUGUGGCAGAUACUGAGAGGUUAGUAAGAAACAGCAUUGCUGCAGAUGCUGAGAAAUCAGUGAGAAACAGCAUUGCUGCCAAUACUGAGAGGUCAGUAAGAAACAGCAUUGCUGCAGAUGCUGAGAGGUCUGUGAGAAACAGCAUCACUGCAGAUACUGAGAAAUCAGUGAGAAACAGCAUUGUUGCAGAAGCUGAGAGGUCAGUAAGAAACAGCAUUGUUGCAGAAGCUGAGAGGUCUGUGAGAAAAAGCAUUGCUGCAGAAGCUGAAAAAUCAGUGAGAAACAGUAUCGCUGCAGAAGCUGAGAGGUAUAAUCAACAUCAGAUCAAUGUAAGACAGAGUUUUACAGGUACAGCAAGUUUUUCUGAUGUCAGAUGUUCUAACGAUGGCAGAGUUCUUGCGGCUUCUAGAUCGCCAAGAACACAGAAUAACUCUCCACGGUUGGAUAGCAAUAGCAGAUCCUUGGAUGUGAGUAAUAAUUCUGUUGGUUCAGUGAGCUCAAGAAAAGAGCAGACUGGUUUUAGAAAAAGUCUUAUGAGUGACAUUCGCAACAGUAAUGACAUUUUAACGAAAGGCAAAUCACCUGUAGAUUUAAGACAGAAUUUACUAAGUGAAGUGAGAAAGAGUAAAAACGUAUUAAAGAAAAGUGCACAGACUGUGACUCCAACAUCAGAUAACCUAGAGAAUGUAUGUGUCCGGUCAAGUACACAGGUAACCCCAAGAUCACAAACUGAUGUGAAGGACUUCCAAAGUCAAGUCAUAAACUCCAGAAAUUCGCUGAGGAAAAGUGUGCAGGGGACCCCAACAUCUCAAGCAAGCAUGGCAGAAGUUGACCCACGUGGGGCAGUGAUUGAUCGAAUCAAGACGGCAGCCCCUAUUCAGCAUCAAGAGAAGUUAGGUAGAAACAUAAGUCGGGACAGCCUCAACGUUUCACAGGAUAUUGAGAUAGAAAGUAUUGAUGCAGAUAGUCUGGAUUCGCUAACGUUACGAGACAGUCUGGAGGAGAUUUUAGAAGACUACCCAAGGAAUGUUUCUCGAGCAGGUGUAGCCAACAGCCCAAGACCACAGACGAAGCCAAAACCUACAGACCUGAAAUCAACGAAAAAGACUACAAACAGUAAGCCAGAACAAGUUAGUGAAAAGGUAAGGGUGGGAGCUUCUACGAACUGGAUGGCAGAGCUAAGUAGUAAACUUCAUAAUCUGGGACAUUUCUCAGACCAGGAGAAUUCUACAGAUGAAACAGCAUCUGGACCGAUUCUCUCCUCACAGCUCAAACAACAGAAACGGAAAUCAGGCGGGAAAAUUAGAGGUGAUGGUGCCAGCAGAAAUCAUCCUACACUUACACCAAAUUCUAAUGAGCCUCUACACUCAAAACAUAAUGUAUCUAGUGCAUACAAAACACAUCAUCUACAAAGUGGUGCUGAUGCUGAAUGUGUCUCGUCUCAUCCCUCUCCCCCACAGGUCCCGGCACCCCCACCCCCUGCCCCACCCCCACCCCCAGUUCUCUCAGUGACAGUGGGCAAGAAACAGAUUGUGAAGCCUGCCAUUGUUUCUAAGGACCUACCUCAGGCAUCUAGGGCAACGAACCGCGGACUACAAUGCGGAGUUGCUCAGGUAGAGAAUAUGAACAAUCCUCAGUUGAUGUUGAAGUCGACAGAUCUACGUGAUCAAAAAGAAACCCUGGUGUCCACAUCUAAACCACACCCCAGCCAGCUCCACGACCUCCGACACGUCAAAAAGAGUACCAUGGUGUCCAUCGCGGAAAUACUCAAAAAGGCUGUAUCUAGUAGGCGAAUGGCACUUGGAGAAGACCCUAACAGUCCCUCACAGUCUGUGGCUAGUAGCUGGUCACUCAUGGAUGACUGACCACCCAACCUACAUUAUAACAUACCAAAGGAUUCACUUAUAUAGGGCUGACCAGUGGUCACCAGAGGUAGCGGACAGUAGAGUUUAUCCCUACUCCAAUACAUGUACAUGUACUACCAAAAUAGUACAGUACUGUCACUAGUGUUGUUACCUAUCACAAUAAGAUACCAACGGCUGAUUUCGCUUCGUAGAAUCUUGGCUGACGUUGGUUAUCAUCCUUCUAAAUGGGAGCUAUGUCGCUUUGUGCAUCUGGUCCAGAUUUCUAAAAGUAAGAGCUACAUUCAGACUUAAGUUUUCGAACAGUGUUUUUUUUCCAUAACACAUAUUUGGCAUUGAAUUCAAUUCAGGUUUGAAAUAUGAAAGAAUGGUUAAUUGGUUAAUGCUUCUUCAUUUCUUUAUAUCUUGGUGUCCCUUCAGACUUUUUAAAUUAUCUUUAA